AUGCUCACAGACCAGGGACGUGAUGACGGAAUAGAUAGUGCCGAGGGCGAGGAGCAACCUCCCCCACCUCCGGAGAUCCCUCCCCAGACAGAGGCUCACGGCACUGCAGGCUUUACAGAUGAGGAUCUCGACCUCUUCGAGGAAGGGAUCGUCCUAGAGGAGCUUCAGCGUUCAACCCAAUUCAUUCAGCUCCUCAGAAACGCACGAAUAGACAACAUCACUCACCACAAAUUGUCUACGGCUGCCCGUUAUCGCCUUCGACACCCUCCCACAACUAUCAGCGAUCUCUCUGAUGACCGCGCCCUUCGGGUUGCCCUCAAGCUACUGAUGAAAAACUUGACGGAUGAUCAAUACAAGGCUGCUUGCGAUGUACUGGAAGAAGAGGUACCCGGCCUCAAGACACACUCUCUCUACACGGCCCACCGAGAGCUCGCUCGUCUCAGCGGGGUGGAGGGGAUAGUCGAAGACAUGUGCCCCAAUACGUGCCUCGCAUACACAGGACCCUUUGCCUCUCUCGACAGCUGCCCCGAGUGCGGCACGUCUCGCUAUCUGCCUGGAACAUCAAAAAAACAUCCUCGUCAAAAGUUCACGACACUUCCCAUCGGUCCCCAGAUCCAAGCACUGUGGCGACACCCUGAUACUGCCUGUAGAAUGCACUAUCGGCAAGAACGCACGCGGGAAAUGCUAGACCGGCUCAGUCGCAACGACCCUGCUGCCUUCCACGUCUUUGACGACAUCAUACAAGGCCAGCAUUACAUUGACGCUUGCCACGACGGUCUCAUUACGGACGCGAGCACCGUCCUGAUGUUCUCCAUUGACGGCGCCCAGCUGUACCAAUCCAAGCAAUCUGAUUGCUGGAUUUACAUAUGGGUUGUCUACGACCUCGCACCCAGCGAGCGGUACAAAAAACGACAUGUCGUUCCAGGUGCCGUAAUUCCCGGGCCAAAAAAACCGAAAAACCUUGAUUCGUUUCUCUUUCCAGGUUUCUAUCACCUUGCCGCACUCCAGAAUGACGGUCUCGUCAUUUACGAGGGCGACACUCAGCUUACACACCGCAACAACCCCUAUCUCUUUGUCGGCACGGCAGAUGGACCAGGGAUGGCCAUGCUCACAUGCCUGGUUGGCCAUCACGGUAAAAUCUCAUGCCGACUGUACUGCGAGUUCCCGGGGCGCCGCCCUCCCGGGAACCCCCACUAUUAUCCUGCCAUGCGUCUCCCCGACAACUACGAUAUCAGCGGAUGCCAGCACCCCUCCACGCGUGCAAGCAAACUACCUGCGGCGGGCUCUGGAAACUAUCAUGGCAACCUCGCCCGUCUCCUCGCUAGCUCUACGCAGGCCGAAUAUUGCGUCAUGCGGCGCGAGACGGGCAUCGUGAAACCCACCAUUUUCUCUGGUAUCCCCCAUACGCUCCCUCUUCCCCUCGCAUUCGGCUCCGACAUAAUGCAUGUGACCGCGAUUAAUGUUGGCGAUCUGCUCAUUCCCUUAUGGCAAGGACAAUUCCAGCACGCAGAAGACGAUCGCCCUUCUAACUGGAAGUGGGCCGUCCUCAGAUCGCAUCGGGCAUGGAACGAGCACGGUAAGCUCGUCGGUUCUAUGACGUGUUACCUCCCCGGCUCCUUCGAUCGUCCGCCUCGCAAUCCAGCCAAAAAGAUUCACAGCGGCUACAAAGCCUGGGAGUGGCUUCUCUAUAUCUAUGGUAUGGGCCCUGCUUUGUUCUAUGGUCUACUUCCGCGAGAACACUGGGAAAACCUCUGUCAUUUGGUACUCGGGGUUCGGCUGCUGCAGCAGCAUUCGAUUACCUUCACACAGGUUCAGACGGCUCGCGACCACCUCAACAAGUUUGCCGAUGGCUUCGAGAAGAUAUAUGUCCAGAAAAGGGCUGACCGAAUUCACUUUGUUCGGCCGUGGAUUCACGCGGUAACUCACAUGGCCGCAGAUACGACGCGAAAAGGCCUGCCACUGACAAGCUCGCAGUGGACCAUGGAACGCAUGGUCGGCGAUCUGGGCCGCGAGAUACGGUCUCACUCCCACCCAUAUGCCAAUCUCUCUCGGCGCGCCCUCCUUCGCUGCCAAGUCAACGCUGUCAAAGUGUUGUACCCCGCACUGGUACCCACCGACGCUCCGCUACCGCGCGCUUCAGUCGCCUUUGGUGACUAUGUCAUUCUCCCUCGCAAGGAACGUUACUUGUACACCCCUAACCCCUCCGAGACCGCUGCAUUGGUCAAUGCACUUCGCAAAAACAGGAUUGAAGUCCAUGGACAGCCACGCAUUCAACGUCGCGCUCGACUUCGCCUGCCGAACGGUCAAAUUGCCCGGUCGUACUGGAAGGAGAAAUCUAUGGUUGGUAGUGUUAGAUGCUCUCGGAAUGUAUCGAUACAUCUACCAGGACAAGCUGACCCUGUGUACGCAGAGGUUCAGUAUUUCUUUGUCGGCAUGCUCAAUGGGGUUGAGCAUGCAUUCGCCAUGGUGUCAAUCUAUGGCGCGCCCGACAACGUGCUUCGAACUGAUUCAUUCGAGACCAUCCACGCAUGUCGGUAUCACGGAGAAGCGGCCCUACAAGUCAUCAAAAUCAAGUACAUCAAAUCUGUCAUUGCCAUGCUCCCUCACAAGUUCCCUGGUCGCGAACGCGAAGGGACUUUUUGGUUUGUUGUUGAGAAGCCCGGGUUGGAUAUAGCCGUGUUUAGUGGACUGGAGCGUGGCAUUGGUGACCUGUCCCUUUCUGAUGUUUCUUAG
Coniophora puteana RWD-64-598 SS2 is the source of this 2733-nucleotide messenger RNA. RefSeq lists its product as uncharacterized. Bases 1 to 2733 code for a protein of 910 amino acids. NCBI's taxonomy places the organism in Eukaryota, Fungi, Basidiomycota, Agaricomycetes, Boletales, Coniophoraceae. The record is from RefSeq and is a predicted model, not a curated record. The transcript is spliced from 3 exons.